AGUGGAAAAUGUGGUGAGAAACAUAACUUCCCCAUUCUGACAGAUCGCUUAUAAAAUCAACACUUAUCUACAGGACGCUAGAAAAAAACAGAAAAAUCAGCCUUCAGAAUUAGUACAGUGUCCGGUAGCACAAACCUGGAGUGACUGAGCAGCACUCGCCUUCAUACGACUGAGAUAUGAAUAGAUAUAUGAGCUUCUUAGAUACACAGAGCUCUGAUAAAGAGAGUAAAAGCCAGUGAUGGGUAACACACAGGCAAGCCUACAGAGAUCUACAGAGAACUUCAGCCAAACCACUUCUGUUGUUGACCUACCGUCAAGAGUGAGUGAGAAGGAGGCAGCGAUGGUGCUGAGUGAUUAUCCUGCCUCUGAUGUGUGUGAACCAAUUUUCCACGCAGGCGAGUGGCUGAGAGUCCUAUCAGAUGAUGGGUACUGGUUAAAGGUUUACUCUAUUCAAACAAGAGAGGAAAACUACAUCCCAAACUCCCAUGCAGCAAAGGUUUACCACGGCUGGUUGUUUGAAGGGGUUGAGAGGGUAAAAGCAGAGGAGCUGCUUCGGCUGCCUGGUAACAGAGUCGGGUCUUUCUUGAUCAGAGUCAGCAGAAGAGGAACGUAUGCCUUGUCCGUCCGCCACAGAGUCAUUAUGCAUUACCGAAUAUUUCGUCUGCCAAACAACUGGUACUUCAUCUCCCCACGCCUCACUUUCCAGUGUCUGGAGGACCUGGUCAGCCACUACUCAGACGUAGCAGAUGGGCUGUGCUGUGUUCUCACUGGCCCUUGUCUAGCAGCUCCUGACCCAUCCCAGAACUUACCCUCUCUGCCUGCUCGAAUGGGAAGAUCAUGGAACUUUAACCGGGGAGCAGGAGACAGUGCAGAGCAUUUCAGACAGAAUACCAGUGACCUUGCAGCACACCGAGACUCUGGCAUCAGUUUUGGAGUCCAAAACAGUGUGUCUACCUAUCUCUCACUGGCCGGAGUCCAAGAGAAAAGGAAGCCCAGCUGGAAGAGGAAGAAAUGGAGAUCUAUCUACAUGCCUUCUAGCCAACAAGUCAACAAUACUGCCAUAGAGGAGGAGAGCUACGACGUAGUUGCAUAAUGAGUAAUGUUAAAAUAACCUCAGAAAGAACUUGCUGUAAGAGCAAAGUUGAAAUCUACGGACAUGCUUUAUAUUUAUAUGAGUUAUCAGACCAUGAUCCAACUCAAAUAGACCUAUGGACCCAAAAGCUUUACACUGUGCUGUAAGGUAAAAAUCUAGUAAACUAACGUUAUAAAUGUACUGUGAAAACUGGCAGCAGUACAGAGACAUUUCACACAUCA
Molecule: messenger RNA, 1314 nt
Organism: Astyanax mexicanus (Mexican tetra)
Lineage: Eukaryota; Metazoa; Chordata; Actinopteri; Characiformes; Acestrorhamphidae
Product: src-like-adapter
Exons: 7
Coding region: 239-1093 (284 amino acids)
Molecular function (GO): protein binding
Source: RefSeq, a predicted model, not a curated record